AUGGCUGACGACUUUCACACCAGAUUUUUCUACGAUACAAAACCGGAUUACGAAGGGAUGGACAGUUUUGACAGUUUUGACAGCGCUUGCAGCUGCUACAGUCUUGAUAAAGUUUACAUUGACGUUGACCGCAGUGUUGACGGGGACGGCAGUUGCAAUGAGACGCAUAUUGAGCAGUAUUUGACAGAAGUUGAAGCCGGCACAUUGCCCCACGUUUCAAGUGAUCAGACUUGCAGCUGUGGACAUUGUACUGGAACGACUCACGAGACCACCGUUGAACAGCGGGCUGUACCGCGAGAGUUAGGAACUUGCACUGGUAAACAUUGUGUUGAACCGUUGCAUGACGCACCAGCUGAACGGCGGGCUGUACCGCGCAAGUCGACAGUGGAACUGCGGGCUGUACCGCGAGCACUGCAUUUCAACAUUGCAGACAGCUGCGGUGAUGACUGGAGCGAAAUGGAGCUGGACGCAUAUGAGCACCAGUUCUUACCCCAUCCAAUUGAGAUGGAAUGCGCCGGCCUCAAUCCUGCAGUCAAUAGCACUGCUCACCGAGGCUGCCCGGCCUCGUCCAUGGUAGCCAAUAGGCAGGUGGAUAUCGACCAAGUCGGGCACACAGGUUCCCCUGAAAGUAUGAGUCCAUCCGAGUAUUACCACACAGGUCAUGAAAACCAAAUCAACCAGGGUGUCGGGUUCCGUGCAUACGCGCGCACUCCGCACACAUUCAUGCACACUGCCCAGGACUUAGCAGAGGCUGCAUCCUCGGCCUUUUGUGUUGCCAACUUCAGGAACACUUUCUUGGUCGCCCUUUGUUUUGCUAUGCAUGUAGCGUGCCAAGCAGAGCAAGGCGCCGAAGACUUGAAAGAACCUCCGAAGAGCACCAUAAGCUUAGUCAGUGCAGUGUCGAGGCGAGCAGUGCCUUUCAUGGUAAUCCUGACAUGUAUUCCGCUAGCUGCCAUAAUGUGCCACAUGUUUCCUGGUAACUCCAAUGCUUUGCGUACCCCACCGUCCUGGAGCCCUGAAUUGGAAGGAAGCUACCCAUUCAGGCAGUGGGCCCGGGACAUCAUGUUGUGGUCCAUCGCCACAGACAUGGAGCCUGCCAGGAAGGCCGCCAGUGUCAUGCUUGUCUUGAAAGGAGCUGCAAAAGAACUCUCACGACAGAUCCCCCCUCAGGCAGUUGUGGAGGGGGGAGUUGUGAAUGGAACACCAGUCGAUCCCCUCACCUUCCUGAUGCACACCUUACAAGAAAGGUUCGGUAACCUAGGAGAAGAAGUAAGAGUACAAGCUGUAACCGAACUUAUGAGCUUUUCCAGAAAAGGCAAUGAAAAUAUCGAUGCACUCCUCGUUCGCUUCGACAGCAUUCGCACCAGAGCAGCCGAACAAGGAGGUGCCAUCGUGAGUGUGCAAGGUGUGGCCUGGCUGCUGUUGCGAGCAGUCGGGAUCUCAGACCAACAGUUGUUGCAUCUCCUCCAGCCGUUUGGGGGUUUGUUUCCUGCAAAUGAAGCCGAGCUGACACAGCUCAAGACGAGUCUUCGCAGGAUGGGACAUAUCCUGGAGCAUGCGCCUGGGAACAUCCGUGAAGGGCUUCGCAGUCAGAGUUCGAAUGCAUCUGGUUCGUACUUGACCCAUAGCGAGGCCUAUUGGACAGACCAGGAAGCUUGGCCUCAGUCCCACAUAGGACUUUGUGGCUAUAGCUCACCUCCUGGACUGGCAGAAGCUCGAUCGCCCUUGAUGGGUGACACGCCGGCAGGGUCCUCAGACCCUAAUGCAGGGAAUAUGCAGUGGGCGUCUAUGGCUCAAAUGCCUCCGGACCUUCGUGAGUUGAUGCCAUGGCCAGUCCUGGCCAACACACGUGCGACGCCAGAAGUGCCGAGGUUUGCCAUGAAUCCCGCUUUUGAUUUCCUUCAGAUGAGUGAGCAACCGCCCGUGCCGACGAGAAAUCCUCAGCAGUCGACCUUGGAAGGACCUCUGAGAGACCAGAUCGAGGAAUUCCAUUAUGUGCAGCAACAAGUUGCUUAUCAACGCCAACAGGUUCGAAAUGCUCGACCACAAACACGUCCCAAUGUGCAAGUCCGUUCGCAGCUAGAUCCGCGGCAUAGGCCAGAACUUGGCGAGUUCCACCAAGUGCAGAGGACGGUGGCGCGCAACUCGCGCCGAAGCCGGAUUAGUGAGAGAUCAAUAAAUGUUGAAGAUGUUGAAUAUGAUGGAGCAUCGGAUCAGUGCCCACUGUGUCAAGACCUAUUUCUUGCCAAAGAAUCCGUGCUUCGACUAGUGUGCAAGCAUCUUUACCACACUGAAUGUUGGUCCGAGUGGAUGUGCCGUGGCAGCGCCUUGCAUUGUCCUGUGUGUCGGGGCAACUGCCACAUCAUUGCCAGAUAUCGUAUCCCUGAGGAAUCCGCAUCCGCACCGGCCAACAUCCCGAGUCAGCUCCCCUCUCGUGCAGCUACACCUGAGCGAGCUGACAGACAACCUGAUGUUUACCUUCUUUUCACGCCGCCGAACCGCAGAACAAACGCACAGGAAUCACCGGACGGAACACCAUUUUUCUCUCCGGAACAACAUGCGGAUACAUUCCCUUGGUGGCCCAGCGAGGAGGAUUCACAUGCAAAAGCUGUGUACCAUUCCAUAUCGAUCCCGAAUCGAGCCGGAAUCAUUAUUGACCCAGGUGCUUACACCAACCUCAUCGGAGAGCACACUGCCCGUUCGUUCGCUAAGAUGGCCAUCGAACACGGGUACACGCCAAGACAAUGGCGAAUGAAGCCGAUGUUUGUGCAAGGUGUGGGUGAGGGUCAGCAGAAAUGUGAGUGGACAGUGUCCAUUCCAAUUGCGUGUCGCCUGUCAGUGGAAGGUCGUGUAUGUUGCUUGAACUAUUUCGAGGCCCCAGUCGUCGGAGGAAGCGGCGCUAGACUCCCAGCACUCCUUGGGCUUCGUUCGUUGUCAGCGCUCUCAGCCACUCUUUGUAUGCGUGAAGGCCAAGAGUCAUUGUUUGUACCAGUUGCUGGCAAUGAAGCAUCCGAGCUCUCGCAACAAAGACGGUGUCCCUUGGAUAAGGCCCCAUCAGGACACUUGAUCAUGACAAUUGACAACUGGGGAGAGCUGAAGCACGACGCGCAGGCGGGCGUUCGUCCAGAACCCAUGGUGUUGCAUGUUGAUCCAUCAUCAUCAGCUGCCGAAGAAUCCAGUAUUCCUGCAGCCAUAUAG
Messenger RNA from Durusdinium trenchii, 3198 nucleotides. The record is from the annotation of a GenBank genome assembly. NCBI's taxonomy places the organism in Eukaryota, Dinophyceae, Suessiales, Symbiodiniaceae.